Molecule: messenger RNA, 950 nt
Organism: Schistosoma turkestanicum
Lineage: Eukaryota; Metazoa; Platyhelminthes; Trematoda; Strigeidida; Schistosomatidae
Source: the annotation of a GenBank genome assembly
AUUGUAUCAUUCUUGAUGAUAGUUUUAAAGGAGAAUCAGCAAAAAAUUUCACUCUAUCAUCAUACUAUGAAAAAUAUAUUGAAAGCAUUUUAAUUUCCAAUGGAAUGAUUCUAGAUCGUUUAGAAACAAUGGCCACUAUUAUAUUGAAAGAUUAUGAAGAAGCUGGUGCAAAUGCAAUUCAUAUUAUUUGUAUAUUAAAAGGAGGCUUUAAUUUUGCUGUGGAUUUAUUCAAUAAAUUAAGUGAAUAUUCAACAACACGUGAAAAACAUAUGCAAAUAUGCAUUGAUUUCAUCUCAGCUAAUACAUAUGUUAAUGAUUCAGUUGGACAUGAUACCAAACUUAAUCCAUGUACGAAUAUGAAGAAAUUCAAAGAUAAAUAUGUACUCAUCGCUGAAGAUCUAGUAGAUACAGGUACUACUUUUAAAACAGUAGAAAAUUAUAUAAAACAGUUUGAACCAAAAUUAAUUCGUUCUGCAAGUCUAUUAUUCAAAAGAAUUCAUGAUAACACUGAAGUAAUCCCGAAAUCCAAUUCAGUUUCUUCUCGUGUUUGUUGUUUUUCAACCAAAAUACAAACCAUCACUUCUCCUGGCUAUAAUCCAGACUAUGUUGGCUUUGAAGUCCCGAACCGAUUUGUAGUGGGAUAUGGUAUCGACUACAACGAUUGUUUCCGUGAUGUGCCACAUGUGUGCUCGGUGAACGAUGAAGGAAAACGUGAAUUCUUUGGCAAAGGUUAACAUCUCAAGCUCCGUUUAACAGUAUGCCAAACGAGUAAACAGUCAGAUUUGUUGUAAACGUUCUUUAAUCAAGCAUCACUAGCCAUGUAUUAGAGAAAAUGAAUAUUUUUGUAAUUUUAUCGUGUGAAUGCAUCAUUCAUACAGAAGAUUUUAUUUUGUACUACUAUUGUAAAAAUUUUUGUCUUGAUGGACAUGUUUACGUCUUCUGAAUUCGGU